AUGGACGGCACUGAGCUCUCCUUUCGGAUGGCCACUCUAUUACAGAUCAGCCCGGGGGUUUCGGCCAACGUCUUCCUCCUCCUAUUCUGUAUCCGUGUGGUCUCCGCCAGCCGUAACCCCAGCUCCCCUGACCUGAUCCUGGGUCACCCGGCCUCGGCCAACGCCCUCAUCCUCCUCACCAGUGGGAUCCCCGAGGUCCUGUCGGCCUGGGGAUGGAGAAACUCCUUGGACGCCGCGGGACGUGAAGUCCUCUUGUGUUUCUACCGAGCGGCCCGGGGCCUCGCCAUCUGCACCACCUGCCUACCGAGCGUCUUCCAGGCCGUCACCCUCGGCCCCGGCACCUCCCGGUGGGCGGGGGUCAGGGCCAGACCACCCAAGUGCAUCCUCCCCCUCUGUCUCCUCUCCUGGGUCAUCAACAUGUUAGUGGACGUGACCGCGCCGAUCCACAUGACCGGCCCCCAGAACGGCAGCAGCGUCCGGCUCAUCCUGGACCUCAGAUGCUGCUCGACCGUCGGCGCCGGUCCCGCGGCCACCCUGGCCGUGGCGGCCGUCACUUCCUUCCGGGAUCUGUUCCUCGUGGGGCUCGUGAGCGCGGCCAGCGGCCACAUGGUGUCCGUCCCGCACCGACACCGCCGGCGGGCCCGCCACCUCCGCGGGCCCGGACGCUCUCCCGGAGCGACGCCCGAGGUCGGGGCGGCCAAGGGAGUCGUCGCCCUGGUCACCCUCUACGUCCUCCUCUACGGGAGGCAGGCCAUCACCCUGAGCGUCUCGAUGAAUAGGAGAGAGAAAUCUCCUCCGCUGGUGAACGGCCACACGGCGCUAUCGUUCGCCUUCUCGGUCGUCGGUCCUUUCCCGAUCAUCUACGGCGACGGGAGGAUGAGAACGUUCCGGAAGAGGGGAUCUCCCGAGUCUAACCCGGAUCCCUCCUGGAGUCCCAAGGAGCCUGCUCUCCCAUCGAAAUCCACCGAGCUAAGGUGA
Molecule: messenger RNA, 978 nt
Organism: Ornithorhynchus anatinus (platypus)
Lineage: Eukaryota; Metazoa; Chordata; Mammalia; Monotremata; Ornithorhynchidae
Product: vomeronasal 1 receptor ornAnaV1R3241
Exons: 1
Coding region: 1-978 (325 amino acids)
Biological process (GO): G protein-coupled receptor signaling pathway
Cellular component (GO): membrane
Molecular function (GO): pheromone receptor activity
Source: RefSeq, marked inferred